Siniperca chuatsi (mandarin fish) is the source of this 5348-nucleotide messenger RNA. RefSeq names its product glycogen synthase kinase 3 beta, genome duplicate a (gene gsk3ba). NCBI's taxonomy places the organism in Eukaryota, Metazoa, Chordata, Actinopteri, Centrarchiformes, Sinipercidae. The record is from RefSeq and is a predicted model, not a curated record. The coding region runs from base 953 to 2230 and encodes 425 amino acids. Gene Ontology annotation, cellular component: axon; nucleus; beta-catenin destruction complex. Gene Ontology annotation, molecular function: ATP binding; beta-catenin binding; tau-protein kinase activity. The transcript is spliced from 11 exons. Gene Ontology annotation, biological process: insulin receptor signaling pathway; regulation of microtubule cytoskeleton organization; negative regulation of canonical Wnt signaling pathway.
UUUCUGAAGGAUACCCUCUCUGAUUGGCUAAAUCUGCCACCCCAGAUUCGCCGUUUGCGCGUGCACAGUUUUCCUAUUCUCCGUCGCGGGUUACGUCAACAGCGUGAACCUUCUUCCAUGACAGCGGAGCAAUCCCUGUAACCCGUUACGGAAAUAGCGUAGCUAACGUGCGCAACGACAAAGACAGCGAGCCUGAAACCUAUGGGGAAGGAAUAAAAAAAGAAAUUCAGUACCGUCGCACUCUGUACCUAAAGACCAUCAUUUUCUGAAGAGGUCGCUGCCCCGGAACCUCGGUAAAGACACCGAAAUUUGACGGCGACGAGGGCGGAUUUUGAGGCAGCGCAGAGCCAGUGAAUUCGUUGAAGAAGACUGUGUCAACUGGCAGAUUUUCCGUUGGACUAUCUGUAGGCUAGGGUAUAGCGAGGGAGCCGCCAUGGCAGUCGGAUCAUUGAGCCUCCACAUCGGGAUAUGAAGAGGAACUGCAUGUGCCCCGAAUUGUCAAGAAAACGCCGCAUUUACCUUUGAUCCGCACCGGAUCGGCACUCUUCACAUCUGAUAUCACCCUUCUUCAUCUUUGUGAAAUUGAUUCUGCUCCCAGAAAGAAAUCUCAGUUGGUUUUAAUCGGGGGGCCACAGGGAGAGGCCAGAUUCAUGACUAUUUUAGUCGGAGAAGUGUCUUCAAAGGCCCGCUGAAAGAAAACCUGGAAUAUAAGGAAGAAAUGCUGCUCUGAUUGACCGUUGGUGGGAAAGAAAGGGUAGUUUAUUAGGUGAUACGAACUAGAGUGAAGGAUCGUGGGAUAAAGGGGUCGCUUUCUGCCCGUCUUCCCUGUGAAUUAUAGUGUUAUUAAUUUACUGUCAUCCUUUUUUGGAUGAGAAGGUUCGGCGAAGCGACCAGCCCUGCCGUUUAGCAAGUCACAGUCUCCGAGUCGAGAGAGAAUCAAAGGGAUUGGAUCAUGUCGGGUCGGCCCAGGACCACAUCCUUCGCGGAGAGCUGCAAACCAGUGCCGCAGCCCUCUGCUUUCGGCAGCAUGAAAGUCAGCAGGGAUAAGGAUGGCAGCAAGGUAACAACAGUCGUGGCCACUCCAGGCCAAGGCCCUGACCGGCCACAAGAGGUGAGCUACACAGACACUAAGGUCAUCGGCAACGGCUCGUUCGGCGUUGUCUACCAAGCUAAACUCUGCGACUCAGGAGAGCUGGUGGCCAUCAAGAAAGUCCUGCAAGACAAGAGGUUUAAGAACCGUGAGCUGCAGAUCAUGAGGAAAUUGGACCACUGCAACAUAGUCCGCCUGCGCUACUUCUUCUACUCCAGUGGAGACAAGAAAGAUGAAGUGUAUCUGAAUUUGGUUCUGGAUUACGUUCCUGAGACUGUCUACAGAGUGGCCAGACACUACAGCCGAGCCAAACAGACUCUGCCCAUGGUUUAUGUUAAGUUGUACAUGUACCAGCUGUUCAGGAGCCUGGCCUAUAUCCAUUCGUUUGGGAUCUGUCAUCGGGACAUCAAGCCCCAGAAUCUGCUGCUGGAUCCAGAGACCGCCGUGCUCAAGCUCUGCGACUUUGGCAGUGCCAAGCAGCUGGUCCGUGGAGAGCCUAAUGUGUCCUACAUCUGCUCUCGCUACUAUCGAGCUCCUGAGCUCAUCUUUGGUGCCACUGACUACACUUCCAGCAUAGAUGUGUGGUCUGCCGGCUGUGUGCUGGCAGAGCUGUUGCUAGGACAACCAAUUUUCCCCGGUGACAGUGGAGUAGAUCAGUUGGUUGAAAUUAUCAAGGUUCUCGGCACCCCAACCCGAGAGCAGAUCCGUGAGAUGAACCCCAACUACACUGAGUUCAAAUUCCCCCAGAUCAAGGCACAUCCAUGGACUAAGGUGAGUCAACAGGUGUUCCGGCCGCGUACGCCUCCGGAGGCCAUCGCCCUGUGCUCUCGCCUGCUGGAGUAUACGCCCACGGCCCGUCUCACCCCUCUAGAGGCCUGCGCACACUCCUUCUUUGACGAGCUGCGCGACCCCAACGUCAAACUGCCCAACGGGAGAGAAAAGCCCUCCCUCUUCAAUUUCACCACCCAGGAGUUAUCCAGUAAUCCCUCUUUGGCCUCCAUACUCAUCCCUGCCCACGCCCGCAGCCAGGCCGCCGCCUCUACCCCAACCAACGCCUCUGCCACCACAGAUGGCAGCAGCACAGAUCGAGGUCCCAGCACCACCACCGCCUCUGCCUCGGCCUCCAACUCCACCUCCUGAGCCCACAGACCACCCGCCCUGCUCCGGUCUCAGCCCCAGCCCACGGCCUCUCCAUUGCCCCGGCCAGGGGGUGAGCUCCACUCAGCUCUGCUCUGCUCCUCCUCCCUGACAGCAGCGGAGCGAUGCUGACGCAGUCCGGAUUCAACAGCUAGCCAACAGCCCCGUGCCACAACCACAAACCAAGCAUCCCUAAUCUGCCUCUUUUAUCCCUGACUUGGCCCCUCAUCCAGCUGUUUGAACUCUACUCCAUCCUCCAUCAAAGACAUCUCUCCGUUCCCUUUCAACGGGGAAGCAAAGUGCAGGGCCAGAGGUGUUGUCGACUGUACAAUUGAUAAAAGUACACUGUACAUGUAUACACAAAGCUAGCCUGCUAAUGUUUUUAAGAGGACAAUCUGUAGAAAAAGUCCUAAGCUGUUCCCCUUGGCCCGCCCGCUCCCUAUCUGGCCUCCCCCCUUUGUCCUCCUCCACAUUGUCCCAUUUUUCUGCAUCCUCAUCCUUUGACGUAUGACCCCUGUGUCCCCUGGCCGAUCCCCCCCUUUGGUUCCUCCUGUAGUGCAUGGCCUGAGUAUGGUUAGGAUCACCUGUGGGGUCACCCUGCUCUCUCACUUCUCACCUCCACUUCCGCAGACAAGGCAUGAGGCUUGCGCACGGGUAUACACACACACAUACACAUACACACACACACACACACACACACACACACACACACACACACACACACACACACUCAUAAACACACACCCACAUCAUCACACACACACAUGGAUGCAUGAUGAUCCUGAUGUAUGUGGAAACAAGCGGUCCACUUGCGGGCGUAGUGUUUGGACAGGUUUUUUUGUUUCUUUGCCUGGGGUUGUUUUUAAAUGGUUAGAAAGCCGUUUUACUCAACCUUGUUUUUAAUUUUUGUUUUUUACUCCUGGGCAGAUGUUUUUGGAUUGCCAUGUGCGAUGGAUGUGACAUGUAUCUGGUCCUGUGUGCUUGUAAAAUAUAUACAUACAAAUACAAAACAAACAUGCAUACAUACACAGUUUAUAUAUUACUUUUCCUUAUGUAUAAAAAGUAUAUAUAGAUAUAUGUAUAUUAACUACAAUGGUUCAGAAAUCAUUUAUGGUGAGCUCAUAUCUGGCAGAGCAGCGGCAAUAUUUGCUGCUGCCUAAAGACAAUAGAUUUAGAUAUGGUGGUGUUUUGUUUCUUUUGCUGGAGUGUGGUUAGAUUCCAGCAGUCUCUUCCCUGUUCUCCCGUGUUGUCUGUAUUAAGGCUGUAGAUGGGUUUAGGGCAUUGCUCUAUUCCCUGUCUUUGUACCGACUCUGUCUGUAACAGUGUUUCUGUGACAGUGCAGUGUCUAGACAAACAUCUUCCCCUGCCUAUCUCUUCCUCUUUCUCUCCGUCUCUGUGAAGAAUUCAAGAUGUUUCUAAACUAUUUUCUUUCCGCGACUCCUUGAGAAGUCUCUGCAGUGGUCUUUGGCUCACCGCCAACUGUCUCCUGUGUUGUGACCACUGACUUAAGUGUUACCCUAGCAUUUUUUCUCCUCCACCGCACAUAGAGCCACUCGGUACAGUCUGUCAAAGCGUCUUAUUUACAGAGAAUAUUCACUACAUUGAGGGGGAAAAAAGAAAGAAAGAAAAGAGAAAAGCAGAAUUUGUAUAUACAGUAUAAAUGCUCCUCACCAAAAUUCUGACUUGUAUGACUUGUAUGUUGUUCUUUAUGUUAUGUUGAUUAUUUUUUCCAUGUUGUGUUCAAGGUAUGUAUAUAUGCAGACCCAUGUACUGUUUAUGAGCAAAAACAAAGAUGACAAAGGGUAGGGGAAGAAAUUAAAAAGAUUAAAAAAACAAACAAAAAAAAAUCACAGAAUCAGGGCAAAACUGAUGUUGUUUAUGGAUAUUGUAGAUGAUGAUCAGCUUUAUCCAGCCAUAUGUUCAAUCUUACCUGUACAGUAGAUGACAGCUGUAUUAUUGUAACAAGAACUAGUCAUGUAUAGUGUAACUAUAGUUUGGAGUGCCUUUGCUUUCAUACACCUUCGCCUUGUUUCCCCCUCACCAGGCCCCCUAACAACCCGCCCACCCCCACCCCAAUAUUGUGACUCUCCCUUUGGUGCUGUUGAAUGUCCUGCUAUCCUGCAACACACUCACACAUGCACACACACAAUCACACUCUUCCACUUGAUUUUCAGUCCCCUCCACCUGCACCGCUUUCCCUUUUUCAUUGCACACUUACUGUAAUAUACAGACAUUGUUAAUUGUAAGGAUAUUUUCCUUAACUGAAAAUACAGUAGACAAGUGUUUAUUUUAAUAGAUGUUUUAUCUUGGACACACAUGCACGCACAAACAUGUAUACUACAGUCCUAGCAUGGACUCCGGGCAUGAAGUGGGUUCGGGGGUGGGGUGGGGGGCGUUGUGGAUGGCAGCAGGGGUUCAAAAAGGCCUCAUAUACUGUAUAUAUACAGUACAGUUUCUGUAUUGCUCACAGUGUUGGUUCUGUUACCAAAGCCAAACUAAGAUGUAGUUGUGAUGAGCCAUCCUUAGAGGCAGUCAUGUAUUCUGUCUCUCUUCUUCUCUCUCUGGAUAUUUUGUUGUUUCUCUGUCCUCUUGCUUGUUCUCCUCCCCUGUCUGCAUAUUCGGGGGGAAUUCAGUAGCACCUAAGGGGUCGAGUCAUGUAGCCUCUCUCCUGUCUCCUGCUUGCUGUAAUUUUGCAUUCAUGAACGUGUUGCUACCACCAGAAAGUUUGACCACCUCACCCUACCCCUAACUCCAGUUCAAUAAAAACACCACAAAGGUUACCAAAAAAGAAGACAACCAAGUAUAUAUGCUAGUAUAAUAUAGUAUACGAGCAUAUAUACUAGUUUACUAUGCUAACUGGGUUUAACUGGGGUUAAAGAAAAGAAAAAUCAUAGAAAAUACUACAAAAACAUCCUGUAUAACAGUACUACUACUUGAAUGCCUCUGUUUGUGACUGAAAUUUUUAUUUCAUUUGUUAGUUUGUUUUUUUGUUUUCUUUUGUUCUGUGAAGGUAUGCUAAAUGUGCACCUCUGUAAAUAUUCCCUCUGCGUGCUCUGAGGAAUAGUUCCCUGGUACUGUAAUUUGCAUUAAAUAAAGAGUAGGAUAGCCUGGAAAUGAUCAA